This is a messenger RNA of Sungouiella intermedia, 1515 nucleotides long. Lineage: Eukaryota; Fungi; Ascomycota; Pichiomycetes; Serinales; Metschnikowiaceae. The record is from the annotation of a GenBank genome assembly.
AUGGGACUUUCCAGCCUAGUGAACAAGGUCAAGAACCACUCAAUCUCCGGACUUCCAGCUGCUGAUCCGGCGGUCUCGAGCAAACCUUCCAAGAAGCAGAUCUACCAGGCUAGAUACAACUUUGGAGUCAACUUCGGAGGAGUUUUUGUGGGAGAAAAAUGGAUUUUCCACUCGAUUUUUCCCGAGGGAACUGAUUGUGAAUUGGAUGCCGUGACUAAGGCAGUUAAAGAAGACAAGAAUGCCGCCAAACAAAGAUUGGAGGACCACUGGAACAACUAUGCAACUGAUGAGGACUGGAAAUACCUUCAAGACAACGGUGUUACCGGAAUUAGAGUGCCUUUAGGCUACUGGAACAUCGAUGGAGGAAAGUACACUAAGGGCACAAAAUUUGAGAAGUUUGCCGAUGUAUACAGCAAUUCGUGGGAGAUUUUCAAAAAGAAGUAUAUCGAACCUGCUUCUAGCCAUAAUAUUGGUGUAUUGGUCGAUAUUCAUGGCCUCCCAGGUGGAGCCAAUGGAAACGACCAUAGUGGAGAGAAAAGUGGGGGAAAAGCUGAGUUCUGGGGAUCUUCGUCGAGCCAGAAAUUAAUGGAGUCUGCUUUGGGAUUUGUGGCAAAGGAUUUGGCCCAUUAUGACAACAUCGCCGGUAUCCAGAUUGUGAACGAAUCCGAAUUCUCUGAUCUGGCACUGAAGCAGAAAUCAUACUAUUCGUCAGCCAUCAAGGCAAUCCGCCAGCAGGACAAGAGUGUGCCAAUUGUAAUUUCUGAUGGCUGGUGGCCCGACCAGUUUGCAAAAUGGGUCCAGGAAAACCAGGACCAGGGCGAUUCAUUGGGUGUGGUAAUUGAUCACCAUUGCUACAGAUGUUUCGAUGGGAAGGACAAGGGUAAGAGCGCCGACCAGAUCAUCAACGACUUGGAUCAAGACCUCCUUACCAACAUCAAUGACAACGGCAGCGGUGUGGACUUCAUGGUGGGUGAAUGGUCUUGUGUUUUGGACGGAGAUACUUGGGGCAAAACAGGGCUUGAUCCUAAUGAUUACGGCAACUCCAAGCGGGCAGAAAUCGUGGCCAACUAUGGUCAGAGACAAUUGGACUUGAUGGAGCAGAGGGCUGGUGCUGGUUCGUACUUCUGGACAUACAAGUUCGAGUCUGGGAAUGGAGGAGAGUGGGAUUUCCGUCAAAUGUUGGGCAAAUCAUUCAAUGCACCUAGGGUGAAGGUACCUGACGACGGAACUUUCCAGAAUGCGUUGGAUGGUAAUUUCAAAGCCCACACUGAGUAUUGGGAUGGUCAGAAUUCGAAAGAGAAAUACGAACAUGACAGAUACAAGGACGGCUUCACCACUGCUUGGAAUGAUGGAGUUGAAUUUGCUAAGGCAGGCUCAUUGAUUGGCCGAAGACAAGCUGUCAAGGCCGCCAGAUUGCAGGAGCACAUCAAGAAACUGGGCAAGCUGGGAUUUUUGUGGGAAUGGGAGCAGGGCUACGAUAAAGGUGUGGAAGAGUUUGUCAAGGCUUCACAGUGA